Molecule: messenger RNA, 4321 nt
Organism: Arvicola amphibius (Eurasian water vole)
Lineage: Eukaryota; Metazoa; Chordata; Mammalia; Rodentia; Cricetidae
Gene: Far1
Product: fatty acyl-CoA reductase 1
Exons: 13
Coding region: 161-1708 (515 amino acids)
Biological process (GO): long-chain fatty-acyl-CoA metabolic process
Cellular component (GO): peroxisome
Molecular function (GO): alcohol-forming very long-chain fatty acyl-CoA reductase (NADP+) activity
Source: RefSeq, a predicted model, not a curated record
GCUCUUCGGCGGCCGGUCGGGGGCGGUGAAAAGCGAGUGAGGAGAGCGCGACGGUGGCGUAGCCAUCGCUGAGGGGAGAGCGAGGCCCGAGCUUCCGCAUCGAGAUUUGGUGGCUGAGGAAGGGACCCAGAGACUCCUUGAACAACGAAGGCAAGACAAAAUGGUUUCAAUCCCAGAAUACUAUGAAGGCAAGAAUAUCCUCCUCACAGGAGCUACUGGUUUCUUAGGGAAGGUGCUUCUGGAAAAGUUGCUGAGAUCUUGUCCUAAGGUGAAUUCAGUCUAUGUUUUGGUGAGACAGAAAGCUGGACAGACACCGCAAGAGCGUGUGGAAGAAAUCCUUAGUGGCAAGCUUUUUGACAGGUUGAGAGAUGAAAAUCCAGAUUUUAGAGAGAAAAUUAUACCAAUCAACAGUGAACUCACCCAACCUAAACUCGCUCUCAGUGAAGAAGAUAAGGAGGUCAUUAUAGAAUCCACCAAUAUCAUAUUCCACUGUGCAGCUACUGUAAGAUUCAAUGAAAAUUUAAGAGAUGCUGUUCAGUUAAAUGUGAUUGCUACACGACAGCUUAUUCUCCUCGCACAGCAAAUGAAGAAUCUGGAAGUGUUCAUGCAUGUGUCAACAGCAUACGCCUACUGCAAUCGAAAGCAUAUCGAUGAAGUAGUUUAUCCUCCCCCUGUAGAUCCCAAGAAGCUGAUUGAUUCUUUAGAAUGGAUGGAUGAUGGCCUAGUAAAUGAUAUCACACCAAAAUUGAUAGGCGACAGACCUAAUACAUACAUCUACACCAAGGCAUUGGCAGAAUAUGUUGUACAACAAGAAGGAGCAAAGCUAAAUGUUGCCAUUGUAAGGCCAUCGAUUGUUGGUGCCAGUUGGAAAGAACCUUUUCCAGGAUGGAUUGAUAACUUUAAUGGACCAAGUGGUCUCUUCAUUGCGGCAGGGAAAGGAAUUCUUCGAACAAUGCGUGCCUCCAACAAUGCCCUUGCAGAUCUUGUUCCUGUAGAUGUAGUGGUCAACACAAGCCUUGCUGCAGCCUGGUAUUCUGGAGUUAAUAGACCAAGAAACAUCAUGGUGUAUAAUUGCACAACAGGCAGCACUAAUCCUUUCCACUGGGGGGAAGUUGAAUACCAUGUAAUUUCCACUUUCAAGAGGAAUCCUCUCGAACAGGCCUUCAGACGGCCCAAUGUAAAUCUAACCUCCAAUCACCUUUUAUAUCAGUACUGGAUUGCUGUGAGCCAUAAGGCCCCAGCAUUCCUGUACGAUAUCUACCUCAGGAUGACUGGAAGAAGCCCAAGGAUGAUGAAAACAAUCACCCGUCUUCACAAAGCCAUGGUGUUUCUUGAGUAUUUCACAAGUAACUCUUGGGUUUGGAAUACUGAUAAUGUCAAUAUGUUAAUGAACCAAUUAAACCCUGAAGAUAAAAAGACCUUUAAUAUCGACGUGAGGCAGCUGCACUGGGCAGAGUACAUAGAGAACUACUGCAUGGGGACUAAAAAGUAUGUGUUGAACGAAGAGAUGUCUGGCCUCCCUGCAGCUAGAAAGCAUCUCAACAAGUUGCGGAAUAUCCGUUAUGGUUUCAAUACUAUCCUUGUGAUUCUUAUCUGGCGCAUUUUUAUUGCAAGAUCGCAAAUGGCAAGAAACAUCUGGUACUUUGUGGUUAGUCUGUGUUACAAAUUUCUGUCAUACUUCCGAGCAUCCAGCACUAUGAGAUACUGAAGACCAAGAAUUUAGCAUUAGAACAUCUAUGCAUAUGGUGAUCUAAAUGCACAAAAUGUAAAAUGUACCUAAGUCAUCUCACCUUUUGUUAAGACAUUAAACCAUCUUAAGUUUGAGCGUGGAGUAAAUUAUGGUCCAUUUUAUGUAACAUUUUAAUGUUUAUGCUGAAAAUCUAGUGAACACACUGUGGUAUGCCAGCUCAGAUCUGCAAUACCCAUUCAAACUAUGACUUAACGUUUUGGUCUUUGGAAUGCAGAGGGUAGGAAGAGGAAAGAAGUGGGACUAUGGGAACAUUGACCAGUAUAACUGUGCAGUUCUGGAACAUACUAAUUAAAACAUGCCUUAACAUGCAGUCCUAAUAUUAAGUGCAAUGGGAAGUGUGCUGAGAGGAGGCCUAGCUAAAUUAGUUAAGUAUUUGAUUUGAUUCUUCAAUGUUAGAUUCUUUUUUUAAUUAGAUGAGAGGUGGGUUUUAGUUUUGUUAAGACCACAGCCAUGUAUUUUUGCUUCCUAUAAAUUAUAGGUGGUAGCAUAUAUAAAGACUCGUUCUAACUUUCUUUCUGAUUAAAUGUGUGUUGCAUAUCAUUUUCCUGCAAGUAAUCAGUUGCUCUUAGGAUCAGAAGGCCAAAUAUUAUUCUAAAGACACUAAUGGAUCUAAGUGAAUUUGAGAAUCCAGAUCAAUACAUGCUCUGUGCAUUUGAAGCAACCAUGCACAGUAACCCGUGUUAGUAUCAAAAGAAUGGGAAAACUUUUUUCUAGUCUACUUUUUGAUCAAAUGUAACUCUAGUGAGAUAUGUUCUCAUUUUGAAGAGGAUUUCUUGAGACUUGAUUGGAGAUGGGAUUGGGGAAGGAUUUGUCACAUGUGUUCUCUCCUCCUUACAAAUUUUCUCGCAGAAUUCACCCCGUCUUGAACGUGCAUUGUUCUGAAGGAAUGUAGUUGCAGCUUUUAACAUUAAGAAAAUGUCCUCAUGUGUUUACCAACACAUACUAAUUUUGACCUUGAAAGCUGAAUUCCUUAAAAAUAAAUAAUGCAUAAGUAUGUGUAUAAAAUUAAAUAAAGGAUUUUACCAUGUAAAGUAGCAAACUUUUGAAUGAGUAUCAAGUCAUCAUUUCUUUGCAUGUUGUUUUAGCUUUAGAAAGACAUGCGUUAUAGAAACAAGUAAUAGCAAGAAAAUUGAUGUAUAUUUAUUGAUGCAUUACAAUUCCCUUUAAAACUUACUAGUUUGUUACUAUUUUAUCAUAUUUUCUUUAAUGACUUGUUCAGCACAACACUGUUAUAAUUAAGCUGAUUAAGUUAUACUACAUUUAAAUCAUCAGCAGUAUAUCUUGAAAGUGCUUAAAGGGGUCAGUUCACAGUACAAGAAAUGAAAUGUAACUUUACAUUUUAAUUUUUUGUCAGUUGAAAUGCAGUGUAGAAGAAGUUUAUUUUGCUAUUGUGGAAAAGCAAAAUGUAAGGAAACCAACUUUUUCCAUGCAGGUGUAUAGUCUUGAAAAGGAAAAAAAUGCUUCUGUGUUGAAGCCAGACUUUGUGUAGUAAAACUUAUAAACAUAAUUUUAAAAGAAGUAUGUAAAUAUGUAUUCUUUGGAAUGAUACUGAAGUCUCUGGUCUAGGACCAUGCCUUGUGUAAGGUAUGAGAGACCAGGAUAGUGUGUGAAAAUGGAAUAAAUGAUGCCUAUAAGGUGGCCCACAUAAUAUACAUUGGAUACUCCAUGUCUCCAAACACAUUUCCAUGAUGUAAUGACAACACACUAACCUUUGUAUGAUUUUUGUACAUCUGCCAAAUAUACCUAGAAUCUGGUGAAUUGUCUUCGGGUCUCAGAAAAGAAUCAGGUGCAAUGUGAGCAGGUCUGUAAAGUGAAUCAACAUGUGUCUUCUGUUUAUUGCUCUUGUCAUCUAAUUUAAAGCAGUGCUGACUAGGGCUAUGCUGAUGUUACAAAUUAAUUUUGUGUAUUUAGAAUCCUGUUCUCAAAAGAAAGGUAAUGAAUAAAUGACACUCAUUCUGGAAUUUACAAUUUUGAAAUUAGUAUGGAAAGAUUGUCAGUCCUCACCAAGUAUGCUUUGGAGUCAAGUCAUAUUUAAAGGAUUUGUAAAUGUAUUUUGUUUGUUUAUAAUUUGCUAGACAGUAUUUUUAGUUGAUUUUAUUUUCCAUAGAGAUUAUUCAAUAGGAAAACCUGUAAAAUAAAUUUAUUUCAUUCAACUCAUUUGACAAAACCGUAUUCUAAACCAUUUGGGGGUUUUCGUUAUUUUCCUUCUCUGAACUCUGGCAUACAUAUUUGUACACUGUAAUGUCAUUGUAACCACUUAAUUGCCUUGGCAACGCUAAUGUAUCUUAAAGCUUAGUGCAGAUAAGCAUGAGCAGGUGGUAUGUUGUUGGACUUAAGGGUGACAUAGAAUAAGCGUUCCUCCAGUCUGCCUGAUGAAGCUUGGAAGCGGGAGGGGACUCUCCCCUCUCUCCUUUGUGUUUGUCUAUAGGAACUGAUUGAAAAUUUUUGUUUUGUGUUUUGUUUGUUGUUUUAAGUGUAAACUGAUAAUCUUUUAUAAGAAGUAAAUAGAAGCAUUGGGUGCCUUUGUUUGUAAACCAAAAAGUAAUAAAUGAACCCUAUAUUUCUAUUCUA